Molecule: messenger RNA, 2004 nt
Organism: Kalmanozyma brasiliensis GHG001
Lineage: Eukaryota; Fungi; Basidiomycota; Ustilaginomycetes; Ustilaginales
Product: Protein of unknown function DUF2417
Exons: 1
Coding region: 1-2004 (667 amino acids)
Source: RefSeq, a predicted model, not a curated record
AUGGCUCCCAAAUCUGUUGCCUCUCAGGCUCCUGCUGCCGCUGACCAUGGUCCGGACAGCGAGCGACAACCUUUGCUGGCGUCCUCCUCAGCAGCAGCGGCUGCUGACUACGACGCCAUCCCUCGCGAAGCAGCAGCGCCACCAGCACAGCGCACAAGGCGGUCACCCUAUCUCACGCUCUUCCUCCGCUUCUAUUUCGCGGUGGGCGCGCUCCUCUUGCUGCCCGUCACCAUCUUGCUCCUUCUGCUCGUCAUCAACUUCUUCGAGCCGAUUCCCUUGCUUUUACCCCCUCACCGAUCGCCUGCCGUCUUGCCUUUCUGGUUCUGCAUCAUCUCCAUGUCCAUGCUUGGCCCUGGAUUGAUCUUCUUCGAGCUCGCCUCCCAUGCCACCAACUUCUUCCACCUCUUCGUCCUUUGCUGCACCAUCGGCGACGUCGUGCUUCUUCUCGCCGUUCCAGAGUUUCGCAUGACUCAUUCCUAUCUCGGAUUUGCUUCCGCCGGACUCUGCCUGCUAUCCACGCUGUGGGCCUUCUUCUCGUCCCAUCACCUCCAAAAGCAGAAAAUCCCCUUCACCCUCAACCCAGACGUCGGCGCUCCCAUCGUAACGGAGAUUCCAUUGGCACGAGCUCAGGCAAAGUGGAGGAGACGAUUCAAAAUCUUCCUCGCCCUCUUUGGGUGCCUUGCUAUCGCCUCGAUCUCGGCGCUGGUCACCUUUGACUUGGUCCUCGACGCAGCUGACUCGGGCUUCAAGCCUCUCGGCAACCUUACCCUGGUGCAUCCCACCUCGCUCACCAAGCAGCCCGUAUACCCUCAGGACCCUGCCGACGUCAACCCAUAUCCAGUCUCUUUCCGACUUCACCUUGCUUGCGAGUCAGCACCGGCUCAGCCCGAGUCCCUCAAAUCUCGCAACACAUCCGACAAUGUUCCCACUGCCCUUGUCAUGUCCGAGCGAGGCGUGUCGGGUGUCAUUGCUGCCCAGUUCCUCCGUGAGAUGGUAGCCAGGUCUGUGCCUGGGCCGGACCAAGGCGAUGACGGGCACCUCGCCCUCACGCGCGUCUGUUUCUGGGAUCGCAUCGGCUACGGACACUCCGACUUUGUCUACCAGCCGACCUCGGUACGUCUGCAAACAGAAGCACUCUACCACGCUCUUCAAAAGCACGACCAGGUGGAUCUCAACACUAGCCUCACUGAGAGCAAGAGCAAGAAGGACAAGAAGGGUGACGGCGAGAAACUCGGCAAGUUCAUGCUCGUAUCCACAGGGUACGGACACCUUUUUGCUCAGGACUUUGCCGUCCAGCAUCCAGAGCUCGUGCACUCGUUCCUCACCAUCGACGCUGAGACCCCGGCGUCUUGGUACAGUGACAAGGUGACGCCAGGUACAGGUGCGCGCGCAGGCUACCUUGCUCGCCGACAUGGCCCCGUUGGAUCGCUCUUCUACGACCUUCUCCCUGCCAUCCUCGAGCCCACGGGCGUGACACGCAUCAUCGGCCUGCUCAAGGGCAAGUCCGUUGUCGACCGCAUUCUCGCCCCGGGCCAACGAGCACGAGCAGCCCGUGAGCACGAUCUGGGGGGCGGAGGCUGGCGCAUCUACGGCGCUGGCGGCGGCAACCCGCGCCUGCUCAUGUCGUCCUGGCUCGAACGACUCGAUGCCAAUCUCGGCACUGCCAGCCCCAACUACGCCCGCCUGCGCAACUCGACUUCCGACUACCGUUCCCUGUUGUCCAAGCGACCCGUCGCCGUGCUCUCGUCCUUCUGGAGGGUGCACGCUGACCUCAAUGGCUGGGGUCAGGAGCAGCGCGAAACCCUCGUGGCGCCCGCCAAGAACGCUUCGACGCUCAUCGGAUGGUGGCGCAUCGGCGACCGAAACAAGAGGACCGGUGGCGGCGAUGCCGGCGGUCCCGCCGGCAUCUGCUCGACCAAGAUGGGCGUCAUCUUCUGCGAAGAGGCCGUGAGGAAGCUCAUCGCCGCGGGUCAGAUGUGGAAUUCGACCGCUGCGUCGCCCUGA